This is a messenger RNA of Pseudophryne corroboree (corroboree frog), 1290 nucleotides long. Its product is annotated as sialic acid-binding Ig-like lectin 13. The coding region runs from base 1 to 1290 and encodes 429 amino acids. The record is from RefSeq and is a predicted model, not a curated record. NCBI's taxonomy places the organism in Eukaryota, Metazoa, Chordata, Amphibia, Anura, Myobatrachidae. The transcript has 8 exons.
AUGGGGGCCUAUCAUGUGAUCAUCACCCUGUUCCUGCUCUGGAAAGAUACCACAUGUCAGGAAGCGGCUGGUUAUUCACUUCAGGUGAAUCGUGCUGUCACUGUACAGGAGGGUCUGUGUGUCACCAUCCCUUGUAGCUUUACCGCUGACAACAGGAGAACAUUCACAAGCUCCACAGGAUACUGGUGGAAAUAUGGUUCUAAUGACAUUGUAGCCUCUAAUGAUAAAUCUGCUACUGUGGUAAAGCCAAACUUCCAGCUGACAGGAAAUCCAGAUAUCGGGGACUGCACACUGACAAUAACUGGUGCCAGGAAAGAAGAUAGAGGGACAUAUUCUUUCAGGUUUGAAGAAUCUCCAAGGAGUGCUGUCAAAUAUAGCUAUAUAUCACCUAUGGUAUCUGUGGCAGUGACAGAGCUUUCCCAAAAGCCAGAAAUCUACGUCCCCGGAAAGAUAACUGCAGGUCAGGAGGUGACACUAACCUGUUCCUUACCUGGGACCUGCUCUGGACUUUCACCAGCUUUCCAAUGGACAAUGGGUGAUCAGAAAAUGCAUAAAGACUCAUCAACAAUGACAUUUACCCCAUCUCGAAGUGAUAACAUGAAAAUUAUAACCUGUACAGUGACCCUACCAAAUCUAGUGACUGCUACACAGACCUAUAUAAAUAUGGUUGUUCAAUAUCCUCCAACAUUCACUAUCACAGGGGAGAUCGGAGGAAAAAUACUACAGAAAACUGAGACAGUGACAGUGCUGGAGGGAGACUCUCUGAGACUGAACUGCUCGGUAGACAGUAACCCGGCAGCUAAUGUGACCUGGAAGAAGGGAGAAGACGAUGUUCCCAGCAGUGAGACUGGACAAGGGCUGGAGCUCAGUCUGACGGACAUACAGACUAACGCUGCUGAUACAUAUUACUGCGUAGCAGAGAGUGAACAUGGGAAGUUCCAAUGUCCUUUCAUUACAGAUCCACCGAGAAAACCAGAUGUCACCGUCUCCUCAGCUACAGGUGGACAACUUGAAGCAAACCAGUCUGUGAUCACAAAUGAAGACGGAGGUCUGUCUAUAAACUGCUCUGUGGACAGUAACCCAGCAGCUGUUCUGAGCUGGAAUAAGGGGGAAGAUAAAGACUCAAAUAAUAUAAUUGGUGAAGGAUUUACGUGGUCACUGGUAAAAAUAACAUCCUCAGAGUCAGGUAUCUACAGGUGCUCAGCAAGGAACACGCAUGGGUCCAAUGAAACCCGUAUCCAAAUCAACAGAAAACCAGAGCAAAAUAAAGAAUCAGUUGUUAUAGAGUAA